Messenger RNA from Leucoraja erinaceus (little skate), 2562 nucleotides. RefSeq lists its product as uncharacterized. Bases 89 to 2200 code for a protein of 703 amino acids. Gene Ontology annotation, cellular component: nucleus. Gene Ontology annotation, molecular function: deSUMOylase activity. The record is from RefSeq and is a predicted model, not a curated record. The transcript is spliced from 11 exons. Lineage: Eukaryota; Metazoa; Chordata; Chondrichthyes; Rajiformes; Rajidae. Gene Ontology annotation, biological process: protein desumoylation.
GACGUAAGGCAGCGCGACGGGGCCCGAGCGAGCGAGAGUGGGAGGGGAGGCCGGAGACCGACCGACAUGGUGGUGGUCCGUGGGAAGUAUGCGCGAUAGCCGCUCGCGGGAGGGAGGACGGUUCUGGGCGGCGGUGGAGCCGGCGUGCCGGGACGGCAGGAUGGAGUUUGCGGGGAGCAGAGGGAGCGAGGCCUGGUUGGUGCAGCAGCAGCGGCGGGGUUCGGGCGGCUGCCGGCCGGCAGCGGUGAAGCCGCAGGGGGACGUGUCCCGGCCGCUGCCCAACCAUGCCGGCUGGAACAACGUGGCCCGGAAGAGGAAGGCGCCGGGAAUACCGAGCGGCGACUGGGGCUUGGUGCCGAGCUGGGGCCGGGACACCGGGACGUGGCAGGAUGGGGGCUGCGGUUUUGCCGGGCCGGCGGUGAGCUGCGCCGGGGGGUCGUGCCUGAGGCGGCGCCGCUUCCAGAAGAGGCGGCGGCUGGUGCGGGCCCUUCACCUGCUGCUGUACCACCGCAUCUCCCCGCUCACCUUCCAUCGCCGGCUCUGGGGCCUCUUCACCGCAGCGGGGAGGAGAAGGAGGAGGAGAGCGGUUCGCCGGAACACCGGCGAGGCGCUGACGGGCGGGGGGAGCCACCUGUCGCACCACCAAACGCUCCCAGAGGCCGGGGAGCUGUUCCGGACUGUGCCGGGCACUGGCGGCUGCGGGCCGCUGACGGAGAGGGGUACCCGCCCCACAGACGGGAACGCCGGCCUCUGGCCAAAGCCCACUGCCAAGCCGCCCCUCGCCAAUUGCCAGCCUUCGCCCAUCGACUACCGGCUGCUGACUCCGGCCUCCGACAGGUUGGGCGUUCCCUCCGCGGUGAAGGACGUGGCCCGGGGCGGCACGGCGGAGUGUGGCGAAGCCUCGAGCGCCAGGCUGCUGGGCAGGCUGAACGCUGACCGCGAACACCCCCUGUACUCCCGCCUGCUCGCCCGACAGAAGGAUGCCCUGCAGCUGUGCCAGGCCGAUGCCAGCGGUGACACCGUCAGCCUCGAACAGCCCAAGGGCGGCACGCUGAACCGCGCCAAGCCGGCAGAAGCAGGGAGCAGCAACCGGGAGCCCGCUUCCGGAGUUAGAGGUCUUGCCGAGGCGGUGGAGGUGAACGGCCACGCGGCGAGUGACCCCGACGAUGCCCAGCGAUCGGAGGGCGGCGACGGGGGGCGGCGGACGUUGGCGGAGGACAACGCCAUCGUCAUCAGCCACGUGUGCAGCAUCGGCGAGCAGAUGGCCGAGCAGCUGUUUGGCGGCGAGGAGGACGGGGCUGCCGGCGGCAAGCACGGGCUGCCCGGAGGUGCCGGGGACUCGGAGACGGAGGGCAGCGCGCCAGAGCCGCCUAGGACCGGCACCAACCACGUGGCAGUGAUGAGCGACGAGCACGUCACCUGCAUUCACGGCCUCCUGGACGAGUAUAUCCAAGCCUACGGCAGCCUCAUCCCGCUCAACACUGACGAGGUCGUCGAGAAACUGCAGGAUGUCUUUGAAGAAGACUUCGCUACUCCCCACAGGAAGACGAUGAUCCACCACGUGAUGCAGUCGUACCACCGGAUGGUCGGGAACAACGCCGUGCGUAACUUCCGUGUGACCUACAAGAGGCAUGUGCUCACCAUGGAUGACCUCUCCACUCUGUAUGGACAAAACUGGCUGAAUGAUCAGGUCAUGAACAUGUACGGAGACCUGGUUAUGGACACCGUCCCUGACAAAGUUCACUUCUUUAACAGCUUCUUCUACGACAAGCUGCGGACAAAGGGAUACGACGGAGUGAAAAGAUGGACCAAAAACGUUGAUAUCUUCAACAAGGACCUGCUGCUAAUCCCCAUUCACCUGGAGGUUCACUGGUCCCUGAUCUCAGUCGAUGUGCGGCAGAAGACCAUCACCUACUUUGACUCCCAGCGCACUCUCAACAGGCGGUGCCCCAAGCAUAUUGGAAAGUACCUCCAGGCAGAGGCGAUAAAGAAGAACAGACAUGACUUCUACGAAGACUGGAAGGGAUAUUUCAAAAUGAACGUGGCGAGACAGAACAACGACAGUGACUGUGGAGCCUUUGUCCUGCAGUUCUGCAAAUGCCUGGCUCUGGAGCAGCCGUUCAGCUUCACCCAGCAGGACAUGCCCAAGCUACGACGGCAGAUCUACAAGGAACUCUGCAACUGUAAGCUGACUGUGUGAGGGGGGGGGGAGGGCCCCAGCGGCAAGGGGUGAUCGACGCUCCACCCCCACCCUUUUCACGGACAUUACAAAGGACGAUACGAGAUGAGGAGGCGUGAGCGAUGAUACAACCUCGGCCUUCACGCACGUCCAACCAGUUUCCUCUCCUUUUUUUUUAAAGAAACGAAAAAUCUUUUUUUUUUUUUUUUUUCUUAUGCCAUAUUUGUUCAGUAUUGAAGUGUUGAACAUUUUUGAGAUUCUGGUUAACUGUGUUGUGUUAUCACAUCAGGAUCACGGGACAAAGAACAUCGGCGGGCGGUGGUGGCUGGGGCUGAAGGAGUCUGGUCAUUUGGGUUUGUAAGCUGGGACAAGCGGGGGGGGGG